AUGUCAUGUCGUUGGUCGGAAUACUUUUGUACAGGGUCAGCGGUUGACUCGUGAGUCAAGAAUAAAUUAUUUUGUUUUUAGUAAUAAAUAUUUGUUUAUAUAAAUAUUUAAGUAUUUAAUUAUUUAAAUAAAAUAUGAAGGAAAGAAUAAUUUCAAAUUGUGAAGAGAUAUUUAUCAAGAACACCAUUAAAGAAAACCUUAGGAUAGAUGGACGAUCCCUUGAUGAAUUUCGUGGACUUGAAAUUAAUUUCGGAGGAGAAUUUGGUAGUGUGUUUGUCAGUUUAGGCGAAACAAAAGUUGUAGCACAGGUUACGUGCAAUGUGACGGAACCUAAAGCGAUUCGUCCCAACGAAGGACUGCUCUUUAUAAAUGUAGAACUUGGACCAAUGGCAUCAAAUAACUAUGAGUCUAAACGUGUUUCUGAAAAUAGCAUCCAAUUGAACCGAAUACUGGAACGUGUAUUUAAGGAUUCAAGAUGCGUUGAUUUGGAAUCUUUGUGUAUUUUGUCUGAAGAAAAAGCAUGGAAUUGUAGAGUCGAUAUCAACGUGUUGAACCACGAUGGAAACGUGAUUGAUUGUGCUUCUGUAGCUUGUUUAGCCGCACUCGCGCAUUUCAAACGUCCUGAUGUAACCUUAAGUGGAACAAAUGUUGUGGUUCACUCAUUCAGUGAGAAAGAGCCAAUUCCUCUAGUUUUACACCAUUAUCCUGUUUGUGUUUCAUUUGCAUUGUUCAAUAACGGAAAACUUGGAGUAGCAGAUCCAACUUCAAUAGAAGAAUGUAUUUCAGAAGCUAAUUUAGUUUUGGGAAUCAAUACAUACAAAGAACUUUGUGGAAUGCAUUUAGGUGGAACUACAUUAACUAGCUCACAACUUCUUCUCAGAUGUGUGAAUAAAGGAGCUGAACGUGCUAAGAUUGUUGUAGAAAUGAUAAAAUGUGCUAUUGAGAAGGAUUCCGAUGCUAGGAUUAAUGGAAAUAUUUCUAGCAUGUCAGAAAAAAUACACCAUAGAACAAACGCAUUACUGUGGAAAAAACCGUUGGCGAUAAAAUUAAGAAAAUUCCAGAUAAACAUAAAUUCAGAAACAAAUGAUUAUACGGAGGAAUCAAAGGUAAAUUUAAUAAGAGAAAAUACGGCCAUUUUGAUCCCCGAAACAAAAUCAACUCAAUGGAUAAUGGACUCAAGUUCGUCAGAUGAAAAAGAUGUGUAAUGCAUUUCCAAUAAAGAUGAAAAAAAGAGUUCGAA
Culicoides brevitarsis is the source of this 1240-nucleotide messenger RNA. RefSeq lists its product as uncharacterized. Gene Ontology annotation, biological process: nuclear polyadenylation-dependent mRNA catabolic process; exonucleolytic trimming to generate mature 3'-end of 5.8S rRNA from tricistronic rRNA transcript (SSU-rRNA, 5.8S rRNA, LSU-rRNA); U4 snRNA 3'-end processing. Gene Ontology annotation, molecular function: mRNA 3'-UTR AU-rich region binding. Lineage: Eukaryota; Metazoa; Arthropoda; Insecta; Diptera; Ceratopogonidae. The coding region runs from base 135 to 1205 and encodes 356 amino acids. The transcript is spliced from 3 exons. Gene Ontology annotation, cellular component: cytoplasmic exosome (RNase complex); nuclear exosome (RNase complex). The record is from RefSeq and is a predicted model, not a curated record.